UUGAACAUCGUCCACGAAAGAAGAGCAGGGGCUCUGGUCGAUCGAGUGUGGUCCCACGAGGCAACGGUGCGUGCGGUGCGUUAUACGCCGAUUCGGGUGUAUUUUCAAGGCACGCGCUUAUCGCAAAUAACACGCAACAAAUACCGAGCUGGUGCUGGUGGUCCGAUAGCGGCCGAGAGGCGGUGAUUGCAUGUGACCUAAAAAACAAAGGGUAUCAAAUCGGUUGGUGGAUGAACCUCGUAGCGAUUAGGCAAAUCGAUCGAUCGUCGCUUUAAACGAGGCCAAUACUCGACCAACACCACUUUCGCUCAUGAUGGCAUCACGAUCGCCGGCGACUGGAAUUUAGUGCCACCAUUUAAUUGGCGUUUUUUGUCCCCCCCUGUUUCCUUUCGUUCAUCGUCGAGAGUUUGGUCUGGUGUUUUUUGGGGUGCGAAAAGCAUAGCGAGUGUUCUAAAAAUAAAGAAAUACAAAAAAAAAAAAUAUCCCAAGUGGAUGUCGCGGAACCGUGUGGCGACAUAUGUCCACUUUUAUGCUGCUGCCGUCACUUCCAACACCAACGGCAACGACAACAACAACAACGCCGGCGACCGGUGGCCGUGACCUUGUUUUCGGGCGGCAACACUUCCCAUUUCCCCGAUUGCUUCCGCCCGCCGGACAGUGUGCGCUUGUGUGUGUGUAUAUGUGUGCCUUGGAAAAUUUAUUAUACGUCUUCUCCCGCCGGGGAGUUUUGUUGCCGUUGUUUGUAGCCAAAAUUUUGGCGAAGUCAAUUCCGUGUUGACCUUUGCUGAGAUGUUCGUUGAAUUUCGUUGCCGUCUGCUGUUGAGAUUGCCCAUCGAAUUUCGACUGUUCCAGCGCUAGAUUUGCGCUGCGGAGAAAGAAAACGGAACACACAGCGCGACUGCUCAUUCCUGUACCAUCCCAUUCACCAUUCCAACCAUCCAUCCAGAGGUAGAUUUCUGCACCGAAUCGUUCGUGGUGCUCGGUUCGCGUCGACAAGGCAGAAGAAAUUUCGUGUUCGUCGAGAAGAAAACGGGAUCCGCCGAGACCGAGGCCAAGUACUCUCGACGGGCGAACGACAGUGCGCGUCAUUGUUUUACCGGUUUGCCAGAAGGCGAAAGACGUAAACGGCCAACGGCUGCAGUUUGGCCGCAUCAUCGUUGUGCAGCACCGUCGGUUCCAGCGAAUGGCCAGAUUGAGCGGCUAGCAGGUUUGCUCGCUUUCCAAAGCACUCCUCAAGUUGGGCGCCAACUGUAUUUUGCUUGCCUGCCCGAAAGGUUAAGCCUUCCCGUUUCAUACUGGUGCACCAUUUCACCGCCAUCCACCAUUCCACGUGUCCCGCCGUCCCACGACGAUGAUGUGUCGCUCCGAUCCGAUGGGGAGGUUCAGCAGUACGAUGGUUGUGUCCGCAGUAGCGUUACUUCUAAUAUUUAUUGCAGAUCAUCAAGGCGUUGCGGCGAUAAAAUGUUACCAGUGCACCGUGGCGCCUCCAAGUCGACAUCAGAACAACACCAAAACACAACUGUGUUCGAAGUUUGACGAGUCGGACCUUUACCAAGUGGACUGCCCCUGGUCAACGAUGUGCAUGAAGCGCAUUUUCAAGCUGCAACUUCUCAAAGGAGAGCAGGAAACCGUGAGCCGAGGCUGUGCCCAACAGAAAAACACGGAACAGGUCUAUAAAUCUGGUGCCUGGACUCCGGAGCACAAUAUUGAAGAACCGUACGAGGAAGGCUGUCAGACGCUGGAUGACUCAACAUACUGCUUCUGCCGGGGGGCCCUAUGCAAUUCGGCCACGAAAGCUGCAGAGCGAGGCAGCUACCACACGGACGCGAUGGCCGUUAUAUUUGUAUUCAACGUCAUGAAGUACAUUCGAAACAUAGAGCAUUAGAGGAUAAUGUCAGCGCCCGCUUCGAAGUGGAAACCGCCCACCCCCAAGUGAGGCCGGGGUAGAGCAAACUGGUCAACAGGUUUCAACAUCUGAUCGCAAUGUGAUAUCGAAGUGCUGCCCUCAAACGGUACGGCACACUUCAGAAAACGCUUCCUCCAUUCUAAAUGCACGCGUCACGAACAAAGUGGAUUGUUGUAUUGUUAAUUGCUUAUUUUUAAGCUAACCAACA
This is a messenger RNA of Anopheles coustani, 2114 nucleotides long. RefSeq lists its product as uncharacterized. The record is from RefSeq and is a predicted model, not a curated record. Gene Ontology annotation, biological process: sleep; positive regulation of voltage-gated potassium channel activity; regulation of synaptic transmission, cholinergic. The coding region runs from base 1352 to 1885 and encodes 177 amino acids. Lineage: Eukaryota; Metazoa; Arthropoda; Insecta; Diptera; Culicidae. The transcript is spliced from 3 exons.